Porites evermanni is the source of this 714-nucleotide messenger RNA. Lineage: Eukaryota; Metazoa; Cnidaria; Anthozoa; Scleractinia; Poritidae. The record is from the annotation of a GenBank genome assembly.
AUGUCGAAGAGAAAACUCGAUGAAGAAGAUUCUCUAAGUACUGGUAGUUCUGACAGCGCCGAUAGUUUAGGAAAUGUAGAGGAUUAUCAGCGAGCAAAGCGAAAUCGAAGAGUUCGUUUCAGCGAGCGAACUGUAUUCCAUUUUCCCCGCACCCAAGGCUAUAUCUGUGUGCCUUCGAACGGAGGGACGACGCUUGGAAUGAAACAUAAACACGCUUUUGUCGAAAGGGCGCUUAUUUCGGACGACGAUCUGAGUGGCAGCGAGUCUGACGGUUCAUACGACAGCGUGGACAGCGACGACGAACAGUGUUUCAUGCCAAUUCCGCAGAAAGAUCGCAAGGACAUUUUGAAGGCGGCCGGCGUAAAGAAAAUCAAUAAACAAGAGGCUAUUGAGUGUAUGCAAAUCAGAUACUCACGACAGAUUUGCGGAUGCUCCUGUAAAGAACAGUGCCAACCAGAGACCUGUAGCUGUUAUUUAAAUGGAAUAAAUUGUCAAGUCGAUCGAGAUAGUUUCCCUUGUGGGUGUACGCGAGAUGGAUGUCAAAACCCACACGGACGCCACGAAUACGAUCCCAUUACUGUGCGUCGCCAUUUUAUCGAAACUGUUUUGAAAUUAAGGAGAGAAAAUUAUUUAUGGAAUCAGGACGUUGGUGAAAACAAUGAAAGCAAUUUGCAAGCUUCUAAUGCAGUUUUAAAUUUAUCUGGUGUAUCGUAA